This is a messenger RNA of Melanotaenia boesemani (Boeseman's rainbowfish), 996 nucleotides long. It is a transcript of the gene pnpla4, whose product is annotated as patatin-like phospholipase domain containing 4. Gene Ontology annotation, biological process: lipid homeostasis; triglyceride catabolic process. The transcript is spliced from 7 exons. Bases 155 to 916 code for a protein of 253 amino acids. Gene Ontology annotation, molecular function: retinyl-palmitate esterase activity; triacylglycerol lipase activity. The record is from RefSeq and is a predicted model, not a curated record. Lineage: Eukaryota; Metazoa; Chordata; Actinopteri; Atheriniformes; Melanotaeniidae. Gene Ontology annotation, cellular component: membrane; lipid droplet; cytoplasm.
UACUUCCGGUAUUCAGAGAAUAGUUGUGCAACAUGAAUCUCUUCUGUAAAAACAUAAUGUUUCCUUCGGGUGAGCUCUAUUAAAUUAAUUGAACCAACUUUACUGACCUGAAGCUACAUGCUGACGGCGCUGGUACCAGAACUCGGUGGUGAGGAUGACAAUCCUGAACCUUUCCUUUGCUGCAUGUGGUUUUGUGGGAAUCUACCACUUGGGUGCGGUGGGGGCCUUCCUCCGCCAUGGGGACAAGCUGCUGGGCUCUCUCAGGGCCUGUGCAGGGGCUUCAGCCGGAGCGCUGGUGGCUGCUGUGGUGGUCACAGCUCCUGACAAGCUAGAGAACUGUAAAGAUUUCACCUACAGGUUUGCUGAAAGUGUGAGACAGCAGAAGUUUGGAGCCGUCACACCGGGAUAUGACUUUAUGCUCACUCUACGAGAGGGGAUAGAGGAGAUUCUCCCCACAGAUGCUCACAGUCUGGCCUCACACCGCCUCCAUGUCUCUAUAACACACUCCAAAAGUGGCAAAAACCACAUUGUGUCUCAGUUUUCUUCCAGGGAAGAGCUCAUAAAGGCCCUGCUGGCCAGCAGCUUUGUGCCCAUGUAUGCUGGACUUAAACCAGUGGAGUUCAGAGGACAGAAAUGGAUUGAUGGAGGCUUCACUGACAGCCUGCCCAUUCUGCCUGUGGGACGAACCGUCACCGUGUCCCCCUUUGCCGGCCUGCAGGAUGUGUGUCCUACCCACAGGGGGCGCUACAACACCCAGCUCAGACUGCCCAAUAUGAACGUAAUGUUUUCAGUGGAGAACAUCAAACGUCUGAACCAGGCUCUCUUCCCUCCGUCCAGCAGCACCAUGCAGUCUUUAUGUGAGGAAGGUUUCUCCGACGCCGUGAGGUUCCUGAAGAGAGAAGCCUUGAUGAGCUGACAUGAAGCUAGUUAUCAUUUACAGAAAUGUGUGACUCAAUUUAAUUUGUUUUCUGAGUGAUUAAAGUUUUUUUUGUUUGU